CGCUCUAUAUUCUGCCGUCGCUCUAUAUUCUGCCGUCCCUCUAUAUUCUGCCGUCCCUCUAUAUUCUGCCGUCCCUCUAUAUUCUUUUUAUUUAUUUCGAUUUUUACUUAUUUGGUAUUUUUUUGGUGAUUGAUUCUCCGCACAGCUGAACGCAUCUGGAGCCGUCGACUUCUGUUUGUACGAGGAGAUUUUUUGGCUGUGUUCUCAUUGUAAAGCAAACACUCCACGCUCCCCCCGCUCUUUGGGAAGGAACUAGGCUAAUAACGCUCUUGAAAGAGUGACUGCGCUGACCAUCUCGGUAAAUCCCUUAUCGGCGCAGAGUGUUUGGAUUGCUUUCAAUUUGCCACAUAAAUAUUCUUGUUUGCUCAGAGCUCAAAAUAUUUACCUUGGGACGGAGGCUUCGCGGGAGCUGCGCACGGUGUUGAUGAGGACGAUGUUUCUGUCUUUGGGUUAGGACAUGUAUCCGGCUUCUCCUCUCCGUCCGAUCCGGUGGAUGAAGAGCGGAUGAUGGGUUUUAUCUUCUGAGUUUUCCUUCUUCUGCUUCUCCAAUGCUCCAGAACGUUUCUUCCACUCUGAAUUGCAGCCUCUGCGGCACAAGUCUACUGGGAGACACGGUGAAGAUUUCUCUCAUGAUUUUACUCAUCGUCACCAUCACGGUCGGCAAUGUGGUGAGUCUCUUAGUCUUCUUGAGGACCAAGCAGCUCCGGACGUCUCAGGGCUUCCUGAAAACUUCUCUGGCUCUGGCAGACCUGGCGGUCGGAGUGUUGGUUGUGCCUUAUUCCGUAUACAUGGAACUUAGCCGGAUUGUUUACGGGCUGGAAACACUUGAAGGAACAUCUCCGUCCACUUUGACCUCGCAGGUACCGUGUUUCAUCAUGGGACUUAUUUUUGCCAGUUGCACUUUUGUCUCCAUCUCCACCAUCUUCUUGCUGUCGGUAGAGCGGAGCAUAGCCGUACUGAAGCCGCUCCACAAGCAGAUUGUGAUCACCAGGAAGAGAACAGGGUGUCUCAUUGUCUUCUCCUGGAUCUUCAGCUUCAUGCUCGCUAUGGUGCCCAUGAUCUUCAGCCCAAACAUAUCUCUGGAAUACAAUUUGUGCAGCAAAAUGUGCAACUACGUGGUCACCGCCAUGCAACCCCAGGACCCUGCCCUUAAUAUAAUGCUCAUCUUUCCGGUUUUUGACUUUUCACUGUUGGGCGGCACUUUUGCCAUAAAUUUUGUCACCUUUGCGGCCAUUCGGCAGUACUGUAAGGUGAGGAAGCAGCUGGAGGUGGAGGUCCAGAGCACCUGCAGCAAGGUGUCCUUCUCAGACAUCGCCGCCGCCAAAACCAUCGGCAUCCUCACGUUCGCCUUCUCUGCCUCCUUCAGCCCCAUCGCCGUCUUCGUGGUGGGCAACGUCCUGGGCUACGUCUGGUGCGAAUUCUCUUUCUACGCCUUCUGGAUCCUCACCUCCAACAGUUGCUGGAACGUCGUCAUCUACAGCGUCCGGGACUUGAGGUUCAGACAAGGUGUCCGGGAACUUUUCAGCAGACAACAAGAGUCCAAGUCACCGAACCACCAGCCGAGACCCCCGUGCCCGGUGAAGGAGGACACCUCCUCUCCAUGCGUAGCUGUCCUCAAAGAGAUCUUCCGGCCAGAAACUGCUUGACCUUCUGAGACCUCGAAUCUUCAUUCUGCCGUGCAGUCGGCCAACUUAGUAAAGAAGGGGUUAAAUGCCUGUGCCAUGUCUCAGAUCCCACUAAAGCCGAUGCAGCUGCCCUGUGCACAAUACCGGGGAAGGAACGCAACGUUAUGGCCACCUCUGGCACUUAACACUUUCCUCUCCAGGACUGGUGGUUCGGCACAAGGCAGAACGUUAAAUAGGACAUUGCUAGUCGGGAAACAUGCGUGUUCUCAGUGUACGGGUGUGCAUGAUACUAAUACAGAUGGUUUUAUUGUUACUCUAGGAAAGGAUGAUGCAUUUAAGCUCA
Molecule: messenger RNA, 1968 nt
Organism: Hyla sarda
Lineage: Eukaryota; Metazoa; Chordata; Amphibia; Anura; Hylidae
Product: adenosine receptor A3-like
Exons: 1
Coding region: 549-1646 (365 amino acids)
Biological process (GO): G protein-coupled receptor signaling pathway
Cellular component (GO): membrane
Molecular function (GO): G protein-coupled receptor activity
Source: RefSeq, a predicted model, not a curated record